This is a messenger RNA of Contarinia nasturtii (swede midge), 950 nucleotides long. RefSeq names its product BLOC-1-related complex subunit 8 homolog. The record is from RefSeq and is a predicted model, not a curated record. The coding region runs from base 105 to 695 and encodes 196 amino acids. The transcript has 5 exons. NCBI's taxonomy places the organism in Eukaryota, Metazoa, Arthropoda, Insecta, Diptera, Cecidomyiidae. Gene Ontology annotation, cellular component: BORC complex.
GACGUUUCUGUGUACAAAACACUUUUGACAACUGAACAUAGAGUUGAUAAUUUGUUUACUUCAUAUUUUUCAGACCAAAUAUUCACAAUUCUCAAAUAAUAAAUAUGAUUUCUUCAGAUCCCGUUUUGGAUGAAAGAGUAAAGAAGACGAGUGAAAAAAUGUCCGAAAAUUUACAUAUUAUUGGAAAUGACCCGUCUUUGGCACUAUUUCGUAUGCAAGAACAUAUUCGAAAAGUGAUGCCAAUGAUUGUGGAACGUCGGGCUGAUGUCGAAAAUAUUCAACACGAGUUGCAAGGGCGUUGUUACGAUUUAGAAUAUUCUUUAAGUGCUAUUAAAUCAAUAGAUAAAUCAGAUGGUACGUUCAAAAAUAUUCAGGAAUUGCUAAAAAGUGCCAUAUUUUUAAAACAACAACUGAAGAGUGAAGAGACGAAACGACGACCAGGUACAUCUGGCAGCCAAAAUUCGGUUUACAAGAGAUUAUCAGCACAUAUUCAAACAACAUUAGAAUUGCCUGACCUUGAUUUUUCGGGUGCAUUACGUGAAACGACUUCUCGCGUCGAAAAUAUGAUGUCGUCAAAUGCCCGAAACACUUCAACACAACCAAAUCCAGUCACAAGCAGCAGCAGAGCCAGUAGCAUUAGUAAUGUUAGCACAAGCAGCGAAGUUAUGCAACGAUCACAUACAACUCUGCAUUAAAUCACGUUAUGAGAUAACUAUGACUAUGAAAGCACACGAGUGUUCCGGAAGUAGUUUGGGCUAUAAUCGAUUCAGCGAUUUGCAGACUCUCUAUUACACAAAUUGGCCAACAAAUUAUUCGAAAGAAAAAUAAAUUCCUCGAUAGAACUAAGAAGAUCUUAAAAAAAGAUUUAACAAAUUGAAUACUGAUUUCAUUCCCACGAAAACACUAAAAAUGAGAUUAAAUAUUGAGCGCUUAUUUACAAAAAUGUCUCG